GUCUACAUCCGCUGACGAUUGCGCACCCGGAUAUCUAAUUUUCUUCAAUUGCUCCAAUACACUCCAAUACUGACUUUCUUUUCCUUCACAUUUCGAAAUGUCUCGCGGCGGCACUACUUUAUAUGUCACAGGCUUUAGCCACGGCACCCGCGCGCGCGAUCUCGCCUACGAAUUCGAACGAUAUGGGCGCCUGGUCCGCUGUGACAUUCCUGCGCCGCGAUCUACUUCCAGCAGACUGUUUGCUUUCGUGGAAUACGAAGACAGGCGCGAUGCCGAUGACGCAUACCAUGAAAUGCACAACAAACGUAUUGGCCGAGAUGAUCUAUUGAAGAUUGAGUGGGCUAGAACACCUCCUUCAGCCUCAUGGCGCUUCGAAUCUGGGCGUGAUCGUGAUCGUCGUGGACCGCGAUCUCCUCGCCGUGGCCGAUCACCCUCCCCCCGUCGCAGCACUCGCGACUAUUCUCCGCGCAAAGAAGAACGUCGGGAUCGCGACAGAGACUAUGAUCGCGAUAGUCGAAGGGACCGGGAUCGCUCUAGAAGCCCUGAACACCGCGACCGAGACCGCGAUACUAAAGAUGAGCGUGAUGAUCGCGACCGAAAGGAAAACGGAACUAAUGGCGACGAAAGAAAAGCUGAGAGUCCUCUUCCCGCUCAUGACGAUCUUGAUGUUGCUGAGUAGUAGAAGCCACCAAUGUCGAAGUGUAAUUACGGUAGUAGACCGGUUGCCUGGAAUCUUUAACCGUACUACUCUCUUUUCUGUCCACAUUUUCCUCUCAUUUGUACAAUGUUCGGGUCUCCAGGUAAUUUCUACAUUCAAACACAUG
Trichoderma atroviride IMI 206040 is the source of this 824-nucleotide messenger RNA. RefSeq lists its product as uncharacterized. Gene Ontology annotation, cellular component: nuclear speck. Gene Ontology annotation, molecular function: RNA binding. NCBI's taxonomy places the organism in Eukaryota, Fungi, Ascomycota, Sordariomycetes, Hypocreales, Hypocreaceae. The record is from RefSeq and is a predicted model, not a curated record. Gene Ontology annotation, biological process: mRNA splicing, via spliceosome.